AUUUGAAAAUGGAAGAAAGCGAGGAAGAACUAAAGAAUCAGAUAGAAAAGAUGGAUGACCAAAAUAAGCCUGAGGAAAACAAUGAUGUUCAAGCGAUAGAUUUUGAUCAAUACAAUCAGACCCAAGCUGAAGAGACUGUAGUGGACCCUCUUGAUCAAUGUCCUCCAGAUUUUGAAUGGGCUAAGAUUCAUGGAAAGGCGAACAAGGUUAACGACAUCAUCACCAAAGAAAUUAAGACUGAAACUUUAAAGGAUGAUUAUUAUUGCAAAUGCUGUCAUUUACCAACUGAAAAAUUAGCGAAACCAUUCGAUAUUUGCACCAAUGUACUUAAAUUAGAAGAUCUGGGGUCAGGAUUUCCUCUUUACUAUCAAUUCAAGGCAUUUACAAUUAUAAUUUAUAUCUUUAUGACCAUCAUUGCAGGAAUAGCAGGCCUUUCUAUUAACUUGGACAAGAGUAGAGCUGAAGAAUGGGAUCAAGAUACAUCAUUUGUAGUCAAAACAUCUAUUGGGAACCAUGGAAAACAUCAUCUCUAUUAUGACAGAGAACCCGUUCAUUGGAUGCAAGCCUUGAACCUUAUUUGAAUUUUUAUCAUACUAUUAGGAUCAGCUGUGUUGAUAUUUCUUCAGAAUAAAGUUAUUACCGAAAUAGAUGAGAAAAAUCUAACUCCUUCAGAUUACGGAGUCAUGGCCACUCAUUUGCCUGUUGAUAAAAAGCAAGAAGAAGUUGCAGAAUGGAUCAAACAAACUCUCCCUGGAGUAGAGAUUGAAUACAUUAAUUAUUGAUAUGAUAUUCAAGACAUUGUUAAAGUCACACGAAAACGUACUCGCCUUCAAGAAAUUAGAGCUUACUUAAUGGCACAUAAAAAGAAAAUCCUCAAGAAGCAUAAUAUAGAAGAGCAAGAGGCUAUUUCAAGGGAGAUAGAUCUUAAUCCUCCUCCAAGAGCUAGAUUUUUGUGCUUUUGUAAGAAAGAGUAUCCUCCAAUCGACGCGGUUGAUACAGGGAUUGCUAAGUUAAAAAAGACCUAUGAGAAACUUGAAGGAGAACUUGAAGUAAAGACAGAAAAGGAUCUAUACUGUGGAACUGCAUUUAUCGUCUUCAACAAACAAAGUAAUGCAACUAGGGCUGUCAACUAUUUCGAAGUGAAUAUGAUUAGAAGAGCUUUCUCCUUUAUCAUCUACGAAAUAUUCAAAUGCAACAAAUCUAAAGUAGAUGGAAGAUACUGGGAAGGAAAAAGAGUUUACAUUGAAAGACCAUCUGAGCCAACAGAUGUUUAUUGGGAAAACCUUUCUGUAAAAACUAUCGAAAGAGUUAAGAGAAAUUUUUAUACAAACAUGAUUGCCUCAGGGUGCCUUCUUGUUGCUUUUGGAGUCAAUCUCGGUCUCAGUUACAUCAAAGAUGCGAUUGACAGUGAUUCUAAUAGUGGAAAUUCCGGUGGUGAAGAGUUCUUAAUCAGAGUCAUAUCGAUUAUUACAUCCUUCUUUGUCGUCGUUAUUAAUGUUGCUCUUGGAAGGAUCAUUAGAAUAUUAGCUGCAUAUGAGAAGCACGAGACUUAUUCCAAGUACCAUUUGUCAGUCGCUGUAAAGCUUACCAUUGCAAUGUUCAUUAAUACAGGAAUCACUCCUCUUUUUGUUAACUUUGGAAGGAAAAAUUGGUUUGAUUCCGGAGGUCUCAUGGUUGAUAUCUUCUACAAUACUCUAACGAUCAGUUUCAUCAGCCCUCUUGUGUAUUUGUUGAACCCUGUUUAUCUUAUUAAGCAAUGAAGGAAGAAACUUGAAGAAAGAAAAGGAAAUGACUCGAAGCUUACUCAAAGACAAGCCAAUGCUCUUUUUGAAGGCCCUCCACUAGAUAUGGCUCAAAGAUACGCCAAUACAAUGCUUUUGUUCUGUAUGGUUGUGUUUUACAUGUACCCACUUCCUAUCAUCUCUGUUAUUGCAGUCUUCGGAGCUUUGUGGCAAUAUUGGAUCGAAAAGUAUGUCCUCCUCCGUAGACACAAACUCCCUGAGCAAAUUGGUGCAACUAUGGCUCAGGUUUUCAGUUCUAUGAUGUCCUUUUUCUGCUUCUUAUAUGCAAUUUCACUGCUCUCUUUCUCUGAUAUCCUUUCUGAAGGAGAUUCAAACCAUGUUGGUCUUGCUGCUUUCUUCAUAACUCUUAUCUUGCUUUUCGUGCCAACCAGGUUUAUUGUAAGCAAAUGAACUACAGAUGCGAGAAAAUAUGAUGAGCAAACUUAUCAAAGACAUAGUAUCACUUUCUCCUCUGAUUAUAACAGAGUUAACCCAAUUACUCAGAAAGAGGCUAACAUUAAAUUCCUUGAAAAACUCAUGGAAACAGGAGAAAGUAACGAUAAUCAGGCUCUUGAGAACCAGAAAGCCAUGCUCAAUCGGCAAGGAAGAUACCAAGGUGUUGCUCAAUAUGGUCAAUUUAACGGUGGAAUUCAGAUGAGAGUUCAAAAUGUUUAUCAUCAACCUGUUUAUAGUGUCCCUACAGCAUUUCAGGGAUACAGAAUGGCGUUCCAGCAACCAAUGCAAAAUUACCAGUAUAUGCCCGUGAGAUAUCAGCAGGUCAUGUAUCAACCAGGUCAAAUGCAAGCAAAUUAUGGAAUGAGAGUUGGAAUAAAUGUUGGAGGUCUUGGCUUUCCAGGAGUAGGAGGGAUGCAAGCUAGAAUGAUGAAGCCUGUACAAAUGCAACAAUACCAAUACUCAUCCAAUCAAGCAGCUUCAGCCCACCGCCAAACAGCCGUUCCCCAGAACCCCACCACAAUCCAACAACCCCAACAGCCCCAAGUCCAACAAAGAGUCCAGUACCAGCAACCUGCUCAAUACUCCAACUACGCUCAACCUGCCCAAGUAGUCUACAGAGCUCCUCAGCCCACAGCCACAGUGACCCCCGCUGCCUUCCCUCAACCCUCCCAACCCCAAAACUUCACCAGAGCCGCCUACGUAGCCCCAGCUGCCCAGCCCCAACAAUACUCAGCCCCUGCCAACUACUCCAACAAUGCUGGUAAUCAGUAGGUAAACAAACA
Molecule: messenger RNA, 3019 nt
Organism: Moneuplotes crassus
Lineage: Eukaryota; Ciliophora; Spirotrichea; Euplotida; Euplotidae
Source: the annotation of a GenBank genome assembly